This is a messenger RNA of Danaus plexippus (monarch butterfly), 831 nucleotides long. RefSeq lists its product as uncharacterized. The record is from RefSeq and is a predicted model, not a curated record. The coding region runs from base 248 to 571 and encodes 107 amino acids. Lineage: Eukaryota; Metazoa; Arthropoda; Insecta; Lepidoptera; Nymphalidae. The transcript is spliced from 4 exons.
GAAAUAGUUUUGACGUCUACACAAUAACAAAGUCAAAUAUUGGAUCAAAUUAUAAAUACGGAGUGGAAUUAUAUCUGUAACAACAAAUCAAACAAACUUCAUCGCCUACAAUAUAAAAGAAACACACGUCUUUUGUUUUGAAUUUGUAAAAUCUUUUAAUAGUUUUAAUAUUUUUAUAAUGAAGUGACUGAAUUGAUAUUACACAUAAGUGUUUUAAUAUUUCUUGUGACUUUGAAAAAAACAAUUUAUGGCAUGGUUAUGGCUGUUUUCAUAUAUAUUCAUAGUUGUAAUGAUACUCAAAAUCAACAAUGCCCUGGACCUGGCAACAUUUUCUAAAUUCGUCGAGAAUUUCCAUAAAUUAGUGGAAGAGAUGUCCAUUUACUUCGAGCCCUGUGGAUUUCCAAUAGAACUGGUGGAAAGAUGUCAGCGUGAUAGUCAAUAUGCUCAACAAGAAAUAGUACGACUUACCGAAAGUAUGAACAUUCCAUGGAUUCACUGUGCGGGUGCCGAGUCCAUCGCGUUGCUGGGAGAGGAGCUGCAACAGUUCCUGGGACUUGCGACCCAGGUUUAAGGGAAUAAUCUGAGUUACUGACAGUAAACUUCUUCAAGGAGGUUUCCAUCAAUUCAAUAUAUAAACCACACCAAUUCUCGAGACUGAUUAAGAGCACUAUUCUAUCAGACGUCGGGAAAAUGUAGAAAUAAAAUAAUAAAAAAACAUGUAUAUAAUAAAGAGUAAAAACUUAAUAAUAAAAAAAUUAAUGUAACAAUAUUAGUUUAAUUUAAAUAUGUACGCUAGAAAAUCUUAGAUCACACUUUAUUCUAACGAAUAGU